CAUGCUGAUCACCUGCGCGAUGUCAUCUUGCUUACUGUCCACGUAAAUGCGCUGAGAGAUUCGAACUCCACGACUUCCGAGGCGUGGCGGCGAUUCGGAUUCUGGUUGCUUACGCUUGUGCUUACUUACUCCUCUCACCACUUCUUCUUUCUUUCUUUCGUCUGUUCCCUUGCACCGUUUCCCUCUCCUCCCCAACCUCUGCUUUGCUAUCAGCACUUGCCGCGAGACUUGCUUGUCAAACUUGGUGCAAUGCCUACGAAUACCAGCGCCGAAGACGACGUGCUCCACAGCCCGCGUCCGAGCCAGAACGAAUCGCUCUACUGCACCUCGGACGACGACGACGCAGCCACGCUGGACAUCACCGCGUUCAGCAACGACGGAUUCUCCGACUUCAAACUCGACUUGACGUGUCUGGUGUCCCCGCCGCCGUCCCCACCCCAGCCCGCUUCCCCGCAGCUCCACCCUGUCUCCUCGAUCUCGUCGUCCGCCGCGCGGCGCUCCGUCUCGUUUUCCAGCCCAGCGCCGAUUGGGAGCAUCGUGCGGCCGGCAUCUGCACCCCGGCUCGGGCUGGGCUUUGGCUCGACGACGGCCAUGGGAGCUCCGACGGGGACCAACUCGUCCUCGUCGCCCCGGCUCUCGUUCACGCUCCCCAUGACGGCGAACUGUUCCCGAUUGGGACGGGGGACCCCGAUCGACCCUGGGCGACGGUCCGAGUGGGCCGGGCACGGAGGCGUCGACCUGGGCGCGCGGGAGGACGGGGUGCUGUUCUCGACGGUGCGCUCGUCGUCGGGGUCGUUCCUGUUCGACGGCAGCGGCGGCGGCGACGCGCGGUCCGAGUCGCCGCUGACGGAGUGGAACUACGUCUCGCCCGUGCCCGUGCGUGCGGCGAGCCUGCAGCUGCUGCAGCCGCUGCCGAAGAUCUGCCUGGCGGGCAUCGACGACACGGAGGGCGGGUCCGCGUCGGCGUCGCUGUCCGAGUGGGUCUCGUCGACGCAGAAGAUGUUCGCGUCGCCGUCGACGGUGUCGCUGCCGCCCGUGUCGCCGAUGACGACGCAGUAUGAAUCGGCGCGCGAGUCCGUCGAGGACGUGUCCUCGCAGCACCAGCACCAGCCGCAGGAACAAGAGCAGGAGCCGCAGCCGCAGCCUGAUCUGCUCGGGAUGUCGCUCGUGCGACGCGCGUGCAGGACCUCGAUGCGAUCGAAUGUGCCGUGCGCUCCGCGGAUCAAGAUGACGUCGUUACCCCGGCCGAGGGCGGCGCUGCACGCUGUCAGUGGAGGUAUCAUCAGCGCGUGGUUCCGGGGAGGCAGGCAGGCAGGCAGAUAACCGAAACGAAGGUCCGUCUGCCGAAAAGAAAAAACAACCAAAGCCACAAAAAAAGAAAAACGAGGACGAGGACGAGACUCACUGGCCCGGACGGAGAAAUCACUCUGCGUGCCCACGAUCACGAUCUCCGCAUCCUUCGCGAUGAGCGCAUCGAGCCGCGUGCCCGUGAACGCGUUGUUCUUCUUCUUGUCGAUGACGUGCUCGCGCGCGAGCGGCGUGUGCUCGAGCUCCCACCCCGCCGUGUGCGGCUCGUCCAGCUCUCCGAAGUCGCCCGUGUUGCGCACGUGCACGAUCAGCGGCGGCUCCGCUGACGCGCGCGCGCGGGCUAGGACGAUCGCGAUGUUUGCUCGUAGGGCGCGUGCGGAGGGGACGCCGACGGGUGGGUCGGAGAGGAAGCCGUGCUGGGCGUCGAGCACGAGGAGGACGCGGUGUGAUGGAGAGGUGCUGCUUGUUGUGGGCAUAAUCGGUGUGAGCCUUGCAGGAGAGAUAGAGAGGGAGAAAGAUGUAGAGCGUCGUGCACCGGGUAUUUAAGUUCAAACCUGCACGCGUCGCUUCCUGUAUGUGUGACGCGUCAGGGUCUCCGUGUGUGAGCAGAGCGCAAACGCUCAGUGUACGACAUCGACGUACCCGGAGAAAGGCUGUCUUCCGCUCGUGGACGCCAAGGAACAGAAUGCGACAGAACACGGCGAUCGAUGAAGUCGCCUCGCCCUCACUGUCAGGUCGGCGGCCUGAACCGAAGAUGGGCUGAUACCGCUACCCAUGGCGUCAUUGAUGAACAGGUUCUCGUGGCCCUCGAUGAGCGAUCCGCUGCGGAUCCGGGUCUUCUGUGCGAAGUCUAGCGUUGCACACCGCUGAACACUAUAACCGACCCUGGAGCGGAUUCGGUUCGUCGACAUGCGCUUCGUGCAAGCACAUGCGCUUCGCGAACAUGCGCUCCAUCAUCAAUCUCGUCGACGGUCAAAGUGACGCGGACCAUUUCAGAAUGCCUUCGCCGCUUCAUUUCUUUCGGAACGCCGCCAAAACUCCUCCACUGGCGUGCCCCGACAUGUUGGCGCCCCUCUGCAUCGGUCAAAAUUGCACUCUGUUCUCCAAUUGGCAAUACACAUCGAAGUUGAGAUACAUCUGGUCACUGCAGCAUUCUCUCAGCUUCCUCUGCACUCUUCCUCACUGGACUCGUUUCCGCCGCAGGCGAUACAGCUUGAAUCCAGUCUCGGCCAGCGACGCCUAUUGGUCUG
Molecule: messenger RNA, 2558 nt
Organism: Mycena citricolor
Lineage: Eukaryota; Fungi; Basidiomycota; Agaricomycetes; Agaricales; Mycenaceae
Source: the annotation of a GenBank genome assembly